AUGCCCGCUACCACCAUGGAAAUGCCUCUCUUCCUUUCCAGGUGUUCUGCGUGGAACCCGCGUUUCAGAUUCACGUCUUCAUUGUCCUUCCGCAAGAUGCCGUUUCGCAUCAUUAGCCACGGGCCUUUUGUCGAGUACAACUCCCUCGUUUAUGAUUUUGAUACCGGCGGGUUUAGCCAGCUCAGAAUCCAUAAGAGUAGCUUCUAUAGGAGCCUCUACACCUGCUACAGAGUUAAAACCCUCCGGCCCCGGCCAUUCAUCCCUCCUCUCAGGAGCUCUCCCCUGCGACUAGCUGCCCCCUGCAACCCUACAAGAAAAAAUCCUUCUCCUCCGGAAUCUCCCAUCCACCAUACCACUGCUCGCCCAGCGCAAGCUGCCUGCUUGCUUCUGAUAAACGACCCCAGAACCCCCACCACCACCACCACCACCACCACCACCAUCAUCGUCACCGUGGCGUACCCGCCAUUCCUCCUCUUUGGGGCCGCUGUAGUUUUAAUUGGCGACAUAAUCUUAUAUCGAUCUGUCAUCACCCACAGACACCCUCCGAAGAGCUGCUCUUCCAAGGCCAUCCCCAACGAUUUCAAUCGACGACGCAAGCCAAAAACUACCCAUGUAAAUGAUUACAUGCUCAUACGCUCCCGGCCCACAACCGGACGAAGCAGGCAGAGAGACGCCGGUCAGGGUUGCGAAUGUCGGCAGAUAUAUCGAAGGGACGUAGAUGGCGAAGCCCUGGAAAAGGUUGGAGAGCGCCAGGACCCAGAACUGAGGGAUCUGCAUGAAAUAGAACUCCCAUCGCCGCGGGGUAGUACAUUCUUGGCAACAGUGCUCCUGAGCAUUGUGCGGUAUUCGAGAGUCCCGAUUCCCCGGAAAGACCAUGCUUAUCGCGACAGUGCCAAUUACGGGAAUGUUGGAGUUGUGGAGAAACUGCGCGGAACGGCUGUAGUGCUCCUGAACACGCUAAAUAUGUUGAGGACUGUGGCUCACAGUUACAUGGCUGGGAGAUAG
This is a messenger RNA of Histoplasma capsulatum G186AR, 1005 nucleotides long. RefSeq lists its product as uncharacterized. The coding region runs from base 1 to 1005 and encodes 334 amino acids. The transcript is spliced from 8 exons. NCBI's taxonomy places the organism in Eukaryota, Fungi, Ascomycota, Eurotiomycetes, Onygenales, Ajellomycetaceae. The record is from RefSeq and is a predicted model, not a curated record.